This is a messenger RNA of Bufo bufo (common toad), 2107 nucleotides long. Its product is annotated as olfactomedin-4-like. The record is from RefSeq and is a predicted model, not a curated record. The coding region runs from base 69 to 1478 and encodes 469 amino acids. Gene Ontology annotation, biological process: signal transduction. The transcript has 5 exons. NCBI's taxonomy places the organism in Eukaryota, Metazoa, Chordata, Amphibia, Anura, Bufonidae.
GCCUAUAUAAAUAGAGCUGCUUCUGCACAAGGCAAAGAGAGGAGCAGAAGGCAAUUCCAUAGGACAAGAUGCUGCUUCUACUAAUCCUAGCUGUGUGUGUACUGCAUAGCCAUGCUGCCAGUCUGCUGGUAAACACCACUGGGGCUAUGGAUGAACUGGGCGUUUGUUACUGCUCUGUUGCCCUCCCAGAUAACACAUUCCCUGCAGAUCGUUUGGAGAUCCUGGAAAUUUCCAACAAGGAUCUAGGAAUCAGUGUCCAGCAAGAGAUCACUAAGGUGAAAAGGUAUCAGGCUACACUGACUGAAUACCUGGUAAAGCUUAAGAACCUGACCAGGCGAGUAGAAGUCAUAGAGAUGGGUGGCGUAGCCUACACAGAACUAGACUUUGAGCUGCUUAGGUUGGAGAUCAGAGAAAUGGAAUCAUUGGUUAUCAAACUUCGAGAAUCAAUGGAUGGAUCAAAUGUUCUGGUGGAAACUCUCUAUACGGAGGUCCAUAAUAUAUCCAUUAUGGUGAACCAACUAGAAUCAUACGACAAGAACAAUGUCCUAGCAGUGAGACGGGAGAUUGCUUCACUGCGUAAGAGACUUGAAGAUUGUGAGAAGAACCAAAAUAAUGAAGUCCCACCACAGAUCAAUUAUGGAUCCUGCAGUCAUGGAGGAAUUGUUAACGUCAGUAAACCAUUUGUGGUCCAGUUGAAUUGGUUAGGAUUUAACUAUAAAUUUGGAGGAUGGGGGAAAGACUCUUAUGCAAAUGGUAAUCAAGAUGUGCAUUGGGUGACCCCUCUUCAAAUAGAUGGCCGUAUGAUGAACAUUAUUCGAUAUUACCCCACAUACGAUAAUCUCUUGCUCUACAAAGGAGCCACAGAGAAGGUGCUGACCAAAACUCUGGCCUACAAUAAUUAUGACUACUCCAGCUGUGGCCAAGGCGGAGGCAUAAUUAUGUUCAACAAUUCAUUGUAUUACAAUUGCUAUAACAGUAGGGACAUCUGUAAAUGCAAUGCGGAUACCAAUGCAGUGGAGCGUAAGACACUCACAGAUGCCACUUUUAACAACCGAUUCUCUUACGCUUCCUCUGCCUGGCAGGACAUUGACUUAGCCAGUGAUGAAAAUGGCCCCUGGGUCAUUUACUCUACAGAGCAAAACGCUGGAAACAUUGUCAUUGGCAAACUAAAUCCCGUUACCUUGGUGGUAGAGAAGACUUGGAUGACAUCCCAGUACAAGCCUGGUGCCACCAAUGCCUUCAUAGUGUGUGGGGUCCUGUAUGCCACUAGAACCCUUAGCACCAGAAAAGAAGAAAUAUUUUACAUGUAUGACACCAACACAAGCCAGGAAGGUCAAAUAAGCAUCAUCCUUGACAAAAUGAUGGAGAAUGUGCAGAGUCUUUCCUACAACCCUAAUGAUCACAAACUCUACAUGUACAAUGAUGGCUACCUAGUCACAUACAAAAUGGCCUUUAAGUCACUACCCAAACCUGUCUAGGAAUCUGCUUAUGUACAUGAAUGUUUUACCUUAAAGUAGAAAUGGAGAUCAAGACCUCAUUUUCAGAAGACCACCAAUGUUUUCUCCAUGUAGGUGUUUGUUAUUGCUUAUCCUGCACAAUCCAGAAUCAAUGGCUUCCGUUCAUUGAAAUACUGAUCAAUGUCCUCCCUCAAACAUCAUUUUUCAAAAUCUAAAUAAGUUAAAAAUUAUGUUCUGAUUAAUGAUCCCUCUAGUGGAAGUUACAGUCGACGUAAUAUCUUUGAAGUGUAUUCAAGGAAUUUGACAGUGAUUGGAAAAUUAAUCAACACUUAAAAACAACACGAUGAUAAAAUGUGGAGGGACUUCUUUAAGCCCCUUAUGGACCAUGGAAAAACAUUUUCAUUUUCCCCACCCCCCCUUUAAAAAGUCAUAACUUUUUUAUUUUUCCAUCAACAUAGCUUGUUUUUUGCCUUACCCGUUGUACUUUUUACAGAAAUUCAUUAAUGGUUUAUAUACUGUAUUGGGAAACUGCACAAAAGAAAACCUUUGUGUGGGGAAAUGGGGGAAAAAGAACAAUUGUCCCAUUGGUUUUUUUUUACAGCAUUUACAAUAUGAUAAAAAUAACAUUUAAUGAUUACAGCUCUACCAAA